Molecule: messenger RNA, 905 nt
Organism: Contarinia nasturtii (swede midge)
Lineage: Eukaryota; Metazoa; Arthropoda; Insecta; Diptera; Cecidomyiidae
Product: activating transcription factor 3-like
Exons: 2
Source: RefSeq, a predicted model, not a curated record
AUUCUAACAAUAGCUGCAGAGCAGAUCCGUAUACUUCACGUAAAUUUAUAAUUUAACUAAUUGUGAGAAAAAACAGUGGCCUUUAGAAAUUAAAUAACACAAAUUAAAAGUACAAAAACAAACAUUAUAAUAUUCCUAUAUUGUUUCAACUUCACACAUUGUAUAGGAUGUGAAUAUCGUAUCGGUGUUUUCAAAUCAUUCAACACAGAAAUUGAAUAAAAUAAUAUAUAACAGGCAAAAUUGUCAGAGUUAAUGAUUUUUCAAAGCAAUUUAUUGUGAUUGCAAAAUUUAAAAGUACCGAAUUUGUGAGUAUAUGCCAUAAUUUCUGGCCAUUUGAAUCGUGAGUUGUAAAGCGUGACAGUAUACGUCUUUUUUUACUCAUUUAAUCGUGUUUAUUGUGCGUUGGUUAUUAUUGUCUGCAUCGACAACAUAUACGACCUUUUCGAAGGUAUUGUUUUUCAUUAAUUUCUUGAUUCUUCGUGAGAUUUGAUUUCCGAAUUCGAUUGACAUUGAACUGUUGCUAGUAUAAAGAAAAAAAAAAGAUUAAAAAACAAAUGUAUAUAUAUAAUUUUAACGAUAAUAUGAACGGAAUACCAAUAAUAAAUGUUGAUAUGUCGACAACGUCAAUACCCGUUGUUCCAACGCCAAAUGCAACAAAUACAUCGAAUUUAACUGUUGGCACCAAUACAACAACACCGCUAACACCCGAGAUUCUUAACUCUGUGAUGGCCAUGACAAAUCCACUCGAAUAUUCAUUUCCAUCGACCACAACAUCAAUUCCAUUCUCCAGUAAAGUAUCACAGCAGUCAGCCGAUAGCCAUUCCAAUAGUUCGAGCUCACCUUUUGAUUCACCAUUGGCCACAACACCAGCUGGUACACAGGCAAUCACACCAACUGUUCAACAG